Messenger RNA from Dermacentor silvarum, 450 nucleotides. RefSeq lists its product as uncharacterized. NCBI's taxonomy places the organism in Eukaryota, Metazoa, Arthropoda, Arachnida, Ixodida, Ixodidae. The coding region runs from base 47 to 406 and encodes 119 amino acids. The record is from RefSeq and is a predicted model, not a curated record. The transcript is spliced from 2 exons.
UCCAUCUCAGAAGGGACAAGAUGGCGAUGUCCUCUCUCCAGAGUACAUGGCCCUGCUCCAGAGCCUGUGCAGACUGACUCAACCGACAGUGAACGAAAUCAGUGGCAUAUUCAACGGCGAGUUCCGCCGCGCUUUGGGAGACGGAAAAACGAAGCCUUCCAAAAGGUCCGAGGCUCAAUCAACUUCCCGUGGAGGUCCGUCAACAUCCCGGGGAGCGCCAUCCCGCGGUUCAAAGAAACGCGGCGGAAAGUCAGGUGUGCUGCUCAGUCUCACGCUGUCCUCCUGCCAUCUAAAAAUGACGUUCGCCACGGCUGCGGCACUGCAACUGCGCACUGACAGCCGCCUGCAGAAGCUCGACGUGCCAAACACCCCCAUAAAGAGUGGCAGGAUCUACAUACUGGUGUAGACCCUUCUGCCUGAGUUCGUGACAAGUCGUGUUCUGUUUGACAG